Propithecus coquereli (Coquerel's sifaka) is the source of this 930-nucleotide messenger RNA. Its product is annotated as olfactory receptor 2V2-like. Gene Ontology annotation, cellular component: membrane. NCBI's taxonomy places the organism in Eukaryota, Metazoa, Chordata, Mammalia, Primates, Indriidae. The record is from RefSeq and is a predicted model, not a curated record. Gene Ontology annotation, molecular function: olfactory receptor activity; G protein-coupled receptor activity. Gene Ontology annotation, biological process: G protein-coupled receptor signaling pathway. The transcript is spliced from 2 exons. The coding region runs from base 1 to 930 and encodes 309 amino acids.
AUGUCAGAGCAAGAAGGCACCAGGCCCUCCCAGGAUGAAAAGAAAGUAAUUCACCAACAAGGCCAUGGUGGAAAUGGGACGGAUCUCAGGAUGAACGUCCCCUGCCACAUCAUCAUCCAAAGAAUUCACUGGCAUGUGAACUUGCCAGAAGAUGCUGAGAUGGAUUCUCAUCUCCACCUGCCCAUGUACUUCCUGCUCAGCCAGCUGGCUCUCAUGGACCUGACAUUAAUCUCUAGCACUGUACCCAAGAUGGCAACUGACUUCUUCUCAGGGAGAAGAAACAUCUUACGGGUGGCCUGUGGGACUCAAAUCUUCUUCUUUCUGACUCUAGGAAUUACCGAGUGUAUCCUCAUCAUUCUCAUGUCCUAUGACAAGUAUGUAGCCAUAUGCAACCCUCUGAGAUAUGCCCUCAUCAUAAGCCAGAGGGUCUAUCUGAAGAUGGCUGCCAUCUCCUGCGCUGGGGGUACCCUUACAUCACUUGCACACACAGCCUAUGCCAUGCAUUUCUACAUUUGUGGUUCCAGAAAGAUAUCCCAUCCUCUCUGUGAGGUCAUGGCCAUCCUAAAAUUGGCCCGUGAGGACAUCACUGCCCAUGAAAAGGUGAUGGUGAUGACAAGCAUUGUGGUGCUCUUCAUUCCCUUGUCCUUCAUCCUGAGCCCUUAUGCCCUCAUCUUCCUUACUGUCCUCCACAUAAACUCCCCCAAGGACAGGAACAAAGCCCUGGCUACCUGUUCCUCCCACCUGAUUGUGCUGAGCCUCUCCUUUGGUCCAGCCAUGCUAGUCUAUAUGAGGCCUAGUUCUUACCAGAUUCUCUUUAUGCCUGGUGCCACUCUCACCCCCAUGAGGAACCCCCUCUUCCACAGUCUAAGGAGCAAGGAGGUGGUGGUUGCUCUCAAAAAGGUGUUGGGAUGCUGCCUAUCCUCAAAUUAG